This is a messenger RNA of Phaethon lepturus (White-tailed tropicbird), 1661 nucleotides long. RefSeq names its product v-ets avian erythroblastosis virus E26 oncogene homolog 2 (gene ETS2). Gene Ontology annotation, molecular function: DNA-binding transcription factor activity, RNA polymerase II-specific; sequence-specific DNA binding. Gene Ontology annotation, biological process: cell differentiation; regulation of transcription by RNA polymerase II. The transcript is spliced from 9 exons. The coding region runs from base 4 to 1443 and encodes 479 amino acids. The record is from RefSeq and is a predicted model, not a curated record. Gene Ontology annotation, cellular component: nucleus. Lineage: Eukaryota; Metazoa; Chordata; Aves; Phaethontiformes; Phaethontidae.
CAGAUGAGUGAUUUUGGGAUCAGGAACAUGGAUCAAGUAGCUCCUGUGUCUAACAUGUACAGAGGAAUGCUCAAGCGUCAACCAGCAUUUGACACCUUUGAUAGUUCAAACUCUCUCUUUGCUGGAUAUUUUUUCUCACUAAACGAAGAUCAAACGCUUCAAGAAGUGCCGACAGGAUUUGAUUCUACUUCUUAUGAGUCGAACAACUGUGAAUUGCCUCUGUUAACCCCAUGCAGUAAGGCUGUGAUGAGUCAGGCCUUGAAAGAUACUUUCAGUGGUUUCACAAAGGAACAGUGUCGGCUGGGUAUUCCAAAUAAUCCCUGGCUGUGGACUGAACAGCAAGUUUGCCAGUGGCUUUCAUGGGCUACCAAUGAGUUUAGCUUGGCAAACGUGAACUUCCAUCAGUUUCUUAUGAGUGGCCAAGACUUGUGCAACCUGGGCAAGGAGCGUUUCCUGGAAUUGGCGCCUGACUAUGUGGGUGAUAUUCUGUGGGAACACCUGGAACAGAUGAUAAAAGACAGCCAAGAGAAGACACAGGAUCAAUAUGUAGAGAACUCUCAUCUCACCUCAGUUCCUCACUGGGUCAAUAAUAACUCCUUAACUGUUAAUGUAGAUCAGAACUCCUAUGGUAUGCAAAUGCCUGGAUACCCUAAAGCCCUCAGCUAUCCCAAGCCCAGUCUUUUGACUGAUGUCUGUCAGACUUCCACAGGACCAGGUCUCCUCAAUCCGGAACAAGAGUUUUCAUUGUUCCCUAAAACCCAAGCAGAUGCCGUUGCUGUGAACUACUGUGCAGUAAAUCAAGAUUUCCCAAGAAGCAAUCUGAACUUGCUGAUAGAUAAUUCUGGUAAGCUUAGAGAACACGAAUCUAGUGACAGUGGUGCAGAAAGUUACGAAAGCUCAGAUUCGAUGCUGCAGUCCUGGAACAGCCAGUCGUCAUUAGUGGAUUUACAGCGUGUGCCAUCCUAUGAGAGUUUUGAAGAUGACUGUAGCCAGUCCUUGUGUCUGAACAAACCUACAAUGUCUUUCAAAGACUAUAUUCAAGAACGAAGUGAUCCUGUAGAGCAAGGGAAACCAGUUAUACCAGCAGCAAUUCUAGCUGGCUUUACUGGCAGUGGACCUAUCCAGCUGUGGCAAUUCCUUCUGGAGUUACUGACUGACAAGUCCUGUCAGUCAUUCAUUAGUUGGACUGGAGAUGGAUGGGAAUUUAAACUUGCUGACCCAGACGAGGUGGCACGGAGGUGGGGAAGGAGGAAAAACAAGCCAAAAAUGAACUAUGAGAAGCUGAGCCGAGGCCUCCGCUACUAUUACGACAAGAACAUCAUCCACAAGACGUCAGGGAAACGCUACGUGUACCGCUUCGUGUGCGACCUGCAGAACCUGCUGGGGUACACGGCGGAGGAGCUGCACGCGAUGCUGGGGGUGCAGCCCGACACGGAGGACUGAGCCCCGGGACGCGGUGCCAGCGGGGGCGGCGAUCGCGUGUCGGGACCGUGCCUGGGAACCCUCUGCCGUCAGUGCUUCUGGCCGUUCGGCCGGGUGCAGCUGUGGGGAAAUAAGGACCCUAACCGAUUUUGUAACCGGGGAGAGCUGGAAGGAAGUGGCCUUAUUUCGCCAGCGGCUGCGGGUGUUGCCGUGUCGGGCGCUUGGGCAGCAUGGAAGUC